Silurus meridionalis is the source of this 5977-nucleotide messenger RNA. RefSeq names its product sterile alpha motif domain-containing protein 9-like. Gene Ontology annotation, cellular component: cytoplasm. Gene Ontology annotation, molecular function: protein binding. The record is from RefSeq and is a predicted model, not a curated record. Lineage: Eukaryota; Metazoa; Chordata; Actinopteri; Siluriformes; Siluridae.
CUACUUCCUUCCAUCAGUGCUCCAGUCACAGUCCAGUUCGUAUUGAGCUGGAUAUAUUCAUUCUCAUUCCCAUUUCAAAACAAUCAUCAGAAAAUACAGCUGGUAGAGCAGAUAUUUGUGGAUUGGAGCGGGCAGGAAGGAGAAAGUGAGCUCAUGAUUUGCUUGUGAAUCUUUUUCACUUUCACAGAAACGAAACCUUGCUGUCUGAGUGUCGGCGGCGCUGUGAAUGCGGGCGGGACUGGAGACCUGAAACGCCAUUACAUUACAUUCGAUACGCAAACGACAGGAAACCAAGAAAUCUGACAAUAAAGAGGAAAUGUUUAUGAUAUAUUGUGGCUGACGUCUCUAAAAGAAAUGUGACGGAUUUCUCUAUUUUCCGCUGCAGUUGGACCUCCAAGAAGUCCCAGUUUGUUCCGUUUGCAGAUGAGUCAGCAUGAGUGAACUGGAGGAGUUUCUUUCUACUUAAGUACUUUGAGGUGAAUCGUGGAGCACAGUGAUCGUGCAAAAGACAUAAUGGAAGACCUUCACAGCACUCCAGUUGAAAAAUGGACAGAGUCCAUGGUAAGCAACUGGUUAACCUCCAUAGGAGUGAAAGAAACUUACAUUAAAAAACUUUUUGAAGAAGAAGUAGAUGGCCGAAUACUCCUUGAAAUCACAGAGGAAUAUCUGAAAAAAGAGACUGGAAUGAAAUCUGGCCCAGCACAUUUGAUAAUUAAGAAAAUAAAUGAGUUGGUUAAUACUUUAAAAAAGGCUCAGAAGCCGAAGGAUAAUGCACAUGAAAGGACUGCUGAAAACGAUAAUCAUGGAGCAGUAUCCACCAAAACUAACUCAACAACCAGCACUCCACAAAAAGGAAAUGAGGAACAGGAUUCUUUGAUUGUACCAACGACAAAAAGGGAUUCAAAGCCACGACCUUUUGGUACAAAGGGUGCUGACUAUAUAUAUGUGAAGCACAAUGUUCUUUACCCUGAAACAGGCGUCAUUGAUCUAAUAACACCUUGUCAUGAGUACAAGGCAUUUACCACUGCUGUUAAAUUAGACCGCCCAAGACUUCAAGCAAAGUUGGCAAGGGAAGUUUUAAAAUUUGCCACAGGGUGCAUAAACAUGAGAUCAAAUGGCACAAUACACUUUGGUAUAAUGGACAGCAGGGAAAAUUCUGGCUUUGUGCACGGUGAAAUCAUUGGCAUUCCCAUCGCAGAAAAGGACAUGUAUGUUGAUGCACUGGAUCACAUUGAAAGGAGUUUCUCCACCUCUGACGGUGAGAUUGUAAGGCAGUGUAUUCGACCACCCGAAUUCAUUCUGGUAGUGGACCCGAACAGCAAAGACGAACACUAUGUAGUUGAAGUUGAUAUUGCUCCUUCCGUGAGCAUUGUGAAGAAUAGGGUUUUUUCAGUCCGCUUGCCCAACUUUAAAGAAAAGUCCAAUAAAGUUGAAUUUGAAAAAGGAACAAUUUAUCGCAGGACUGGCGCCAAAACAGAACCAGUCGGUGAUAUAAAUGAAUUUUACCAAGCAGUCCACGUCAGAGAUGCUCAAAGAGAAGAGGCAGAGCAAGCACAAUGUUUUACGAGCCCAGACCUUUGCCCAGAUCUUGGAAGAAAACUCAUCAUGCUUGUAACAAGUGGGAAGAAACUGAUGGAAAAGGAGAAGUGGUACAUUCUUGUCACAAACAAGUUUUCAAAGGAAGAUCUGAACCACAUCGAUUUUUUAGUAAAUAUGAAGCUAUUCUGUGUGUUUGACUUUGACCCAGAUUCCAUGGUGUCUGGAUUAUGUCACGAAUAUGUUAAGCAUCAUGCCGUGAACCUUCAUUUCAUGCAGAAUUACAAAAUUCCAAGUGGCUUGAGCAUCAGUGAAUUUGAGAGCCACCUCCACUUGUUUGAACAAAUAAGUUGGAUAUUUUGUAAUGGGCGAACUGAUUUCAAAGGGAAUGAGAUGCCUUGUGAUGAAAAUACUUGGUCUAAAACAAGGAGGACAUUUCUCAAGGAUUGCGUUUCAUUGAUCUGCAAGGAUAUUCUGCCCAAAGGAACCUUCCAUGUCAUCUUUCUUCUUAAUUCUCCUGUUGAUAUACCUCUGCUAAACACUUUCUAUGAGUUUUUCACUGACAUGGAGGGUCAUGACGACAUCAUAUGCAUCUCAGAAUCAGUGGAAAACUUUAAAAAAUGGCAGGCAUUUGCUCUUGGAUCCUGUGACAGUGAAACCGUAAACCUUAAGAGUGUCGUAGGGAUGAAAAUGAGCCACGUUAAUGCUACUCUCCAGAGCGUUCAGACCAACACCACUCGUACAGCCAAGCACUUAGCUGUUUAUGUCAAAGGGGAAUGCUGUCUUGAAACAUGUGAGGAGGAAAAAAUGUGCUCCUUGGAGAUUUUAGGUAGCAACCAAUGUGAUGACACCAGCCCUGAGUUCAUUGAUUUAGAGAAAAAAGAAAUCGAGAGACAGUUUUAUCUCGGAGCAAAAGUGACAUGGAUGAACUUUUGGCUUGCAGAGAAAAAGUUUGUUGGGGAGAUGAUUCAAAGAGAUGCAUACCACGAGGUGACCAAACUUCUGAGGGAUAUUCUUAAUUGGAGUCAAGAUCAGAUGCCCAUUGAUAACAUCAAUAUCUACCAUCAUCCAGGCAGUGGUGGUAGUACAGUAGCAAGGCAGGUCCUUUGGAACCAAAGAAAGGACCUGAGGUGUGCAGUGGUGAAACCAUCAUACUCUGCUGCCACAGUUGCCGAACAUGCUGUUAAACUUCGGGAGUAUGAAGAAAAGAAUCCACAGAAAUGCUUACCUGUACUCUUACUUAUUGAGGAUGGUGAAAAAGAGUAUUUGGAAGACUUGAAAAAUGAGUUAGAAGUAGCUAUUUACACCAAGAAGAUUGCAAUGGGAAUACCAUGCUUUAUUCUCCUCAGCUGUAGACGAUCCCACACCCCAGAGAAACUGUGUAAGGGGUCACCCCUACUAAAUGUCUCUGUGACUCACAAACUUUCAGUAGAAGAGAAAAGAGAGUUUGCAGGUAAACGGAUAAAACUUGAGGAACAGUUCCAGCCAGAGUUCAUCCUGACAUUUAUAUUAAUGAGUGAGGAAUUUGGACAUGAGAUCAUUGCAAAAUAUGUAAAACAGUUUGUAACACAUUUACUCCAAGACAUUGACCACAAGUCUGUCGUCACUCAACUCACUCGCUAUGUGGCUCUGCUCAACACAUACGUUCAGAACUCUUUUAUUUCUCAGUCACAUUGUGAAGCCCUUCUUGAUUUAUCUAUACGUGUGGACAGAUUUCGACAGCAUGCAUUCGAGGGUUCUUUGAGUGAGCAGGCUAAACUGGUCUUUAUACAUUUGAGAGAUGAACGGACCUAUAUUAAAUCAAUCAGAAUCAUUCAUCCGCUGGUUGCAAAGGAAAUUCUCAAUCAGCUUUUGAGUGAGAGACAACAACAAAGUGACCUUGCACUUGAUCUUCUCAACAAUGAUGUACUCUUCGAACACAGAUUUGGGAGAGAAGAGUACAUUAAGUUUCUUCGUGCUUUGUUCAUGAGACGAUACAGGAUUAGCAAAGGUGAUGAAUCGGACAGCUUUUUCUCUCCCCUCAUUGAAUAUGUAAGAGAAAAGGAAACCAGAAAGGCAAUUGAGCUUCUCAAUGAAGCAUACAAAAGAUUCAACAAGGAUGCAUUAUUUGCUCAGCAACUAGCUCGACUCACUUACAGUCAUGAAAGAUUUGAAGAGGCAGAACGUUGGGCAGACAUUGCAGCAAAUAAAAUGCCUAACAACUCCUACAUUCUUGACACCAGAGGCCAGGUGUACAGAAGAUGGUUCACAAUGAAAUACAAAGCCACAGAAAAGAUUCGCAAAACAGCAGAGAACACAGCAGAUGCAAUCGAAACAGCACUUAAAGCCAUUGAAUGUUUCCAAGAAUGUGAGAAGGUAGCAGUUGCAGACACUGAAACAAUGAACAAUUCAGGAUUCUUUGCUGUUGUAGAGGUGGGAUGCAGUUUGUUAAAGCUAAUCUCUUCACUUCCGGUGUUUUCAAACAAGAGUGAUGGCCGUUCUGAAUGCCUGAAAUACCUUCUCACAGACCACAUUCCAAAAGAGGUUGAGAAACCAUGGGAACAUUUUCACAGCAAAAUCAAAAAACUUCAGACCACCAUGCGGGAAGCAUUGGAGUGGAUAUCAGAGGACUUGAGUUAUUUUCAAACAGACUUGAGUGCAGAAGACCAAGAAUCUUCUAUAAGCUGUGAGAUGACAGUAAUUCACCCAAAGCAUUGGCUGGUAACCAAGUCUUCUGUUUAUGGCAAGUUUUUCAGUGAGGCUUAUAUGCCUAGUCAUUGUCAAUCAGAUCCAGCUACCUUGACUCCCUUCUUUAAACGCAUGAUUAUCUACAAGCUCGGUGGGGGAAACAUCACAACAGUCUUUUCCAUCCUUGACCAGAAAGACAAGGACAAGGUCAAAACUUUGGAGGACAUAAUUUCACUAUAUCCAAAAAAUCCAAUGCAUGCCAAAAUGCAUCAAGUAGAUCUGGUCAACUACAUAGCAUCGCAUUUUGCUCUAAGUGCUGUCUCACCCAUGUCACCUAGACUGGCUGCUCUAAUUGAUCUGCAAAAACUCAGCAACCUUUUCCCACACGACAAAUCAAGAUGCCUGUCGAGUGCUCUGUUUUUAUGCAUCUUGCUGUUUUGGCCAGAGGAGCAUGACACAGCUCGUGAAACAGAAGACAAAUAUGAAAUCGUUUUGUCUGCUCUCAAAUUCCUUCAGCGAACAUACUGGGCCAAAAUGAAGAUAUCCCAUAGAAGAAGGAGAAUUUACACUCACUUCUUCCUGGGGAAUGGAGGUGGAUAUAACAAAUUUGUCCACAAGAGUAAGAUUGAAAGUAUCACGAAACUUUCCGAAACCGUUUCAGAAAAGCGGAUGAAAUGGUACAGAGGGGAAUUGUGGAAAACGCCAGAAAUCGCUGCGGUGCUCAAACGCGUGAACGGUUGGACCGAAGACGGCAUUGUGUACCUUGAGGGCCCUAAGAUGAAUAAGUUUCCCAUUCAUCCACUCUAUGUUCACUCAGUGCCCUAUGGCAAUGAGAAUGUCACAUUCUAUCUAGGCUUCACAUUCAGAGGUCCUGUAGCGUACAAUGUCACCGCAAGAAAAUAGUCAAAUUAAACCUACCAAAAGGCUACAGAUACCUGGAAAACAAGAAAACGUGUGAACCGAAAUGGAAAAAGAAUCUAUCUUCAUAUUAUUUUAGCAAAACAGUGACAUCCAAGCAAACUGAGCUCUUAAUAAUGGCUGUUGAAUUUUAGUAAUAAAUUAAUGUCAAUAUCUAGUCUUAAAUGUUUACUUUAAUGCAGUGAUGCAUGAAAAACAAAGGAGCCUUUUAGUGUUCUUUUAAAUGAGACAUGCGAAUAAGCUUUUAGGACUCUUCUGCAUUCUAAGCACCGUGAUUGAGACGGUGAACAAAGCACUUCACCAUCACCUGUUUAACAAUGUCAAAAUCUGAGAAAAUAAUGUUAUUGGGUUUAAAAGGGCCAUCAGAUGAAUUGACGUACAUGUAUCAUUAUGUGUCAUUAUUCUGUCUGUUGAUGAAAUGGUGGUGUUUCUUUUCUUACUUAAACCUUUACCUCUCUUACUCUGUUUACCAUAUUUAGAUAUAGAGUAUGUUAUUGUUAAUUUUUCUUUUUAGCAAUUUUUUUUAUUAUUAUUAUUUGUGUGUCUCAAAACAUUUUUACAGCUUACCUUUGAUAUGCUGAAUUUAUGCUGAAAAUACUUUUUUUUAUUGCUAACUGACAUUGUGAUGAACCAUUUCACUGCACAUUAGUUAUGUAUUUGUUGUACUGUAAUUCAUUGUAUAAUACCAUUUUCCUUUGAAUUGUUGUUUUUUUGUUCUGCACAACCUUUGAAUAUAGUUCAUUUGCUCAAACAAUAAGCGUAUUCAAAAAAUAUGAAGGAAACUUGUCUUCUUAUGCACUUUUUAUAACCUUUGUUCAAUAGCAAAUUCAUUUUUAUAUUAAACUUGAGAAAAUAA